CAGGGCUCAGUCCCGCCCCCGCCCCGCCGCCGGCCCCGCGCUCCGAGGGACGCCGCGAUGACCGCGCGCGGAACCGCGAGCCGCUUCCUGACCAGCGUCCUGCACAACGGGCUGGGUCGGUACGUGCAGCAGCUGCAGCGCCUCAGCUUCAGCCUCAGCCGCGACGCGCCCUCGUCCCGCGGCGCGAGGGAGUUCGUGGAACGGGAGGUGAUCGACUUCGCCCGUCGCAACCCGGGGGUCGUAGUGUACGUGAACCCGCGGCCGUGCUGCGUGCCCAGAGUGGUGGCCGAAUACCUUAACGGGGCCGUGCGCGAGGAAGGCAUCCACUGCAAGUCGGCGGAGGAGAUCGCCGCGCUGGUGCAGAAGCUGGCCGACCAGUCGGGCCUGGACGUGAUCCGCAUCCGCAAGCCCUUCCACACGGAUAACCCCAGCAUCCAGGGCCAGUGGCACCCCUUCACCAACAAGCCCACGGCGUGCCGCGGGCUGCGCCCCCGCGAGCUCCGGGACCCUGCCCCAGCCCGGGGGCGCGCGCAGUGAAGAAUGGCGCGCCUACGCCAGCCCAGGCGGACUGCUGCCCCGCAGAGGUGCGCCUUCCUCUGGCAUUCCGAGCUCAAGCAGAUAUAGAGUGCCCCCCGCCGCCCCGUGUGGCUUGACACCAAAGGUCUUGCUUGGGAUAAAGGGUUAGUUUGAUUCCAAUGUCGAGUGCUAAGAACCACGACUUUUUGUUCCCAAGUUCAAGUUAGUGGGCAUCCCUGAAACCUGAGAUGAGAGAGUCUUCAAAUGUUGUACAAGGUCCUUGUUUUCUAAAAUCUAAAUUGAAAAAGCCACGUGUGGUGCCACAAGCCCAUAACUGUGGCAUUUGCAAAGCUGAGGCAGGAGGAUUGUGGUGAGUUGGAGGCCACCCUGUACUGCAUAGACUCUGUCUCAAAAAAAAAAAAAAAAAUCCAAAUUGAUAAUGCUGAUUUCAGAACACAGUGGGGUGGAGGUUGUCUGGAGGCUGGCUCCUAAAGAAUCCCUAAUUGCCACAGCCAUUGAGCUGGAGAGUGGUCUGCUGUGACCUGGCAUUGGGCGAGACACAUGUGGGAAUGUUUGUGUACAGAUUAAACAACGGGUGUCAUUAAACUUAUGCAAGUUGGGGCUGGGGAUUUAGCUCAGUGGCACAGCGCCUGCCUGGCAAGCACAAGGUCGUGAGUUCAAUUCCUGGUACCGGAAAAAAAAGACCGAAAAAAAAAAAACCCAAAAAUAAACUUAUGCAAGUUUACACGAGGU
Messenger RNA from Chinchilla lanigera (long-tailed chinchilla), 1269 nucleotides. RefSeq names its product mitochondrial ribosomal protein L43 (gene Mrpl43). Gene Ontology annotation, biological process: mitochondrial translation. Gene Ontology annotation, cellular component: mitochondrial large ribosomal subunit. NCBI's taxonomy places the organism in Eukaryota, Metazoa, Chordata, Mammalia, Rodentia, Chinchillidae. The transcript is spliced from 3 exons. Gene Ontology annotation, molecular function: structural constituent of ribosome. The record is from RefSeq and is a predicted model, not a curated record. Bases 58 to 537 code for a protein of 159 amino acids.